This is a messenger RNA of Chlamydomonas reinhardtii, 2808 nucleotides long. RefSeq lists its product as uncharacterized. Gene Ontology annotation, biological process: activation of protein kinase activity; regulation of mitotic spindle organization. The transcript has 16 exons. Gene Ontology annotation, cellular component: microtubule; spindle. The coding region runs from base 261 to 2261 and encodes 666 amino acids. Lineage: Eukaryota; Viridiplantae; Chlorophyta; Chlorophyceae; Chlamydomonadales; Chlamydomonadaceae. The record is from RefSeq and is a predicted model, not a curated record.
CUCCCAGGCCCCGAGACAACUUCCGCAGCUCCCCAGCUGUCCAUUAUGUCGCUCUGAAGACGCAACCCACCCCAGCGUCAUUUAGGAGCUUUGACGAAAUGGAGGUCCUCGUAGACACGCGCUAUGAGUUUGACGCUCCCCAACACUACGAUUUUGAGGCUGAGAACACGGAUUCGCAGGGCAGCUCCUGGUUUGCAGCACAGGAAGAAGCGGUCCUGGCCGAGGAGGAAGCCGAAAAUGCAGCGACCAGUGCUCCUCGGAUGCCUCUGAAGGAAAAGAAUGUGGCAGUUGAGGCGGGGCCAUCUAAGGCAGCCGAGGUGAAGACCACCAAUAAGCAGCCAGCUGCGGUGGGGGUGGCUGUCAGUCAGAAGAAGCGCAAAGCCAAGGAAGGUGGCUCUGAGAAGGGCCAUGUGGCGAAAGCAGCGAAGGGCAACGAAACUGUGGCGAAAGCAGCAGCAGUAUCAGCACCUGUGGUGCCAAAGACACGGGCACAGCAUGCAGCGGCGGCGGCAGGAUCAGGUGGCCGCGGCAAGGCAGCCAAGGAGUUGAAGCCCGUGAAGGUGGCCAUGAAGCUCAAGGCCAAGCCCAAGGCGGCACAGCUGCUGGUGGCGAAGGCUAAGGCCGUGGCUAAAGCAAAGAGUAGCAAGGCUGCGGGCGCUAGCGGCGAGGGCGCCGAUGCCUGUCAGCUGGCACCCAAGGGCACCGCCGCUGGUGGUGGGCCCAAGGCCGGCCGCGCGCUGGCUAAGAUGCUGCAGCCCAAGCGCGUCAUGCCGCUGCGCUCCACCAAGCAGCUCACCGUGCCGCAGGAUGUGGAGCUGGCGACCACCAAGCGGGCCGCGGUGCACGGCGGAAAGCAGGUCGAGCAGCAGCACAGGCAACGGGAUGAUGAUGAUGAUGGUGACGAGGCCGAUCCGGAUGGCUCGGGCGCCGAUGAUGGCUCGCCCUACAAGCCGCUGGUGCUGCGCGUCAAGGAGUUUGACAAGACGCCGGGCCGCUUCAAGCGCAAGCCCGACCAGCCCGCGCCGUCCAAGCCGCUGUCCAUCACCGAGGCGAAGGAGCCCACGCUGCUGACCAACGCGCGCUCGCGGGCUCCUGCAUUCAAGCCGCGUGAGGUGGCGGAGGCAGAGGAGAUGGCGGCCAUGCCCCAAUUCCGGGCCAGCACCCUCAACCCACUGGUACUGCACAGCUCUGGGCUCAUUGGUGUGCCCAAGGUGGAGAAGCGCGAGCUUACGCUGCCUCAGCCCUUCCACUUCGUCAGCGACGACCGCGCCGAGGUGCGACAGCAGCGGCAGCAGCAGGAGGAGCAGGUGGGCGGGGCGGCCGGGCCCUCGGGCUCGCGGCCUGAGGACAAGGUGGAGCGGGACCUGCCCAAGCGCGCCCGCAAGAGCGUGGCGUACAACCCGGAGCUUGUAGUACCGCGGUCGCCCAUGCUGCGGACAAAGAUGCGUGCUCGCGAGAGCAAAAUUCCGGAGGAGCCGCAACAUGAGUUCCGGGCGCGGCCAGUGCCGAAGUUCCUCAGCGUGCCCGGGGUGGACCUGCCGGUCGGCCACCACGGCGAGGCCCCCGCGCCCACGGUGCCGGAGCCAUUCCGCCUGGCCACCGAGCAGCGCGGCACGGCGCACCGCAACGCCAUGGCUGCCCGGCUGACAGCCGAGGAGGAAGCGGCCAAGCGGGCGCGGGUGCCGCGCGCGCUGGGCCUGCCGCUGUCCACGGACAUGCCGCUUGUGCCGCCGCGCCCCGAGCCCAAGUCCCUCACAGUGCCCGAGCCCUUUGGACUGGCCAGCGACGCCCGGCACGAGGAUUACGAGGAGAAGAGGCGGCGUGCGCUGCAGGAGGAGGAGGCGGCGCGGCGGGCGGAGGCGGAGUUCAAGGCGCGGCCGAUGUGGAAGGGUGCGCCGUUCCGCGUGCACGACUCGGGCGCCGUGCUGACGGUGCCGGAGGAGGUGCACUUGGCCACUUCGGCGCGCGCGGUGGAGCGCGAGGUGUUCAACCGCACCGUGGAGGAGAAGUGGAAGGAGACCGAGGUGGCCCAACAGCUGGCGGCGCAGGAGGCGCGUAUGCGCGAUGAGGAGGAGCGGCGGCAGCUGCGCAAGGCGGCGGUGUUUCACGCGCGGCCCAUGCCGGACCUGUCGGCGCCGGCCCCCACCAAGCCGCCGCCCGCCAAGCCGCUCACCAAGCCCGUAUCACCGCGCCUGGGCCGCAACAAGCGCCGGGCCGGCGGCCCCGCUGGGGAGGAGAGGGACGACCACACCGAGAAGUAGCGCAGCGUGCAAACGUGUGCAGUGGGUUGUCAUGUCCACGGCCGACAGAGUGAGGUUGUGAGCAUGUAGCGCAAAGCUGCAACGUAACCAAACAGCGCCAUAGCGCGGCGGGAACGUGUAGGGGGGUGGGGUGGAUUGAGUUCGGGGGUUCUGAAGUUACUGAUUUACGAAGGCGGAAUGGGACUGGGCGGUAUUACGGUACACUGUCGAUCCGUUCUCCUGUCCGUGAUGUUUGGACUUCCUCCCAAACGGGCAUCAUGCCAUGCCGUCCCUGGUGCAAAUGGAAGGCGCUAGGGUGUCCUCACGCGCAAGCACUGCACCCCUAGAGGCCCAGACGUCCAUCAGACUUUGACUUGUAGACCACGCUUGCACCCAUGGCUGCAGCUUGGUGAGCAAUGCUUGCAAGGCACGGCUAAUGCUGCGCAGCCGCCUCUUUCCCGCGGUCCUCGUCUUUGCAAUCCAGUAGUGGCACCGGGGCAGCAAGGACUGGCGGGCACAGACACGCGUGCAACAUCGGUGCGACGGUGCCGAGGCACACUGGAUCUAG